AAAUGAGGAAGUGGACAAAGUGGAAUGGUUUCUGAUAGAGUCUAGAGGCAAUCACAAUACUGAACCCAACUCAACUUCCCUCGAUUUCUUUCCUAAUUUGAUCAUUUUUUUAUGUUUUUGUUUUUGCAAACCAACUUCCCAACUGCCCUCAUCUUCUCCAAAGGACAUCUGUUGAGUUAUGAAUGAUGAUGAUGAAGAAGAAGAGGAUGAACAUUGAAUGGAAGUCCUUCCAAAAAUACAUUUGAAAAAGGUCCCAUGUUAUAUCUUCUUCUUCCUUUUCAAUUUAAAGUAGAUUAUCCCUAAGUUCCCCCUCUUUGUGGAGUGGAGUUGUUAUGCUCUCCUGUGGGCUCUUUCGCCACUAAACUUCACCAAAACAACAUUGCAUAGCCUUUGUAUUGCAUAUUAAUAGCUCCUUGGCGCACACUACUCAGCCAUGCACAUUGAGCGUCCUAAACAAACCCCCUCUCAAAGCUUCCAAAGAAAGAUGAAGGCAACUAUGAGCGAGUCAAGUGAGCUAAAGAGCUCCAAAACCAAACCAGGGGUGAACCGAGGUUUGUCAAUACUCGACUUCAUCCUAAGGUUGGCUGCCAUUGUUGGAACAUUAGGAAGUGCAAUAGCUAUGGGAACCACCAACCAGACUCUUCCAUUUGUCACACAGUUUAUUCAGUUCAGAGCUGAGUAUAAUGAUAUCCCUAUGUUUACCUUCUUUGUUGUAGCCAACGCCAUUGUAAGUGGCUACUUGGUUCUUUCUCUGCCUUUUUCUAUAUUCCACAUCCUGAGGAACAGAGCGCAUGGCACAAGGGUUCUGCUGGUCUUCUUAGAUGGGGGAAUGAUGGCUCUUUUGACAUCUGGGGCAUCUGCAGCGGCGGCCAUUGUAUACUUAGCACACAAAGGAAAUGCCAAGACAAAUUGGCUAGCCGUCUGCCAACAGUUUAACUCUUUCUGUGAGCGAAUCUCAGGCUCUUUGAUCGGAUCUUUUGCAGCAAUUAUUCUGUUUUUAGUUAUGAUCUUCCUGUCCGGUGUUGCACUGUCUCGUCGUCGACAGUAGUUUGUGAGAACUGCAUCAUGAUCCUUUUAUCUGCAAAGACUAAUGCAUAUAUGAAUUUGAGUGUGCUACAAAAUGACUGGAGGUCCAAU
Messenger RNA from Cucurbita moschata (crookneck pumpkin), 1137 nucleotides. RefSeq names its product casparian strip membrane protein 1. Lineage: Eukaryota; Viridiplantae; Streptophyta; Magnoliopsida; Cucurbitales; Cucurbitaceae. The transcript is spliced from 3 exons. The record is from RefSeq and is a predicted model, not a curated record. The coding region runs from base 434 to 1048 and encodes 204 amino acids.